This is a messenger RNA of Rhagoletis pomonella (apple maggot), 1646 nucleotides long. Its product is annotated as mitochondrial carrier protein Rim2-like. The record is from RefSeq and is a predicted model, not a curated record. Gene Ontology annotation, biological process: pyrimidine nucleotide import into mitochondrion. Gene Ontology annotation, molecular function: pyrimidine nucleotide transmembrane transporter activity. The transcript has a single exon. The annotation marks the transcript as partial. Gene Ontology annotation, cellular component: mitochondrion. Lineage: Eukaryota; Metazoa; Arthropoda; Insecta; Diptera; Tephritidae.
AAUGUGAAGACGUCAUCGUCAUUCGGUCUGGGACCGAAUCUUAUUGGUGUGGCACCUUCACGAGCGAUAUAUUUUUGCACCUACUCACAAACAAAGAAUUUUUUAAAUAGUGUAAGUUUCCUGCAAACCGAAUCACCGCAAGUGCACAUACUAAGUGCUGCCAGCGCUGGUUUCGUCUCGUCCUCACUAACAAAUCCCAUUUGGUUUGUUAAGACGCGCAUAGCUGGUUUCUACAAAGGCAUCACCGCCAGUUACUUUGGCAUCUGUGAGACAAUGGUGCACUUUGUCAUUUACGAGUUUAUCAAAUCGAAAUUGAUUGAAAUGCACAACACACGUAACGGUGAUGCCAAAUCAUCGAAAGAUUUUCUGGAAUUUAUGAUGGCUGGUGCCAUUUCAAAGACUGUAGCAUCUUGCAUUGCAUAUCCGCAUGAAGUGGCGCGUACAAGACUGCGGGAAGAGGGUACUAAAUAUAAUAAAUUUUUCCAAACGUUACACACCGUCUGGAAGGAGGAAGGGCGGGCUGGUCUAUAUAGAGGCUUAGCGACACAACUGGUGCGGCAAAUACCUAACACAGCUAUAAUGAUGGCCACCUAUGAAGCGGUCGUGUAUGUGCUAACGCGACGAUUUAAUAAUAAAAGCAAUGAAUUCUACGACUUUUAGAUUUGUUUUCAAUUGCGGCUUAGUUGCAAUGAAAUCGAACAAAUUGCGUGAUUAAUAAAUCCACACGGGGAGUGGUACAAGUGCAAUGAGUAGUGCGUGCACGCAUGCAUCGCUGCAUGCAUACUAUAGUGGUCUGUGAGGGUGUGUGUGUGUAUAGGACAGAGGCGUCACGAUGUUUUUUUUUUUUUCAAACUUCAUUUAGUUGCAAAGUUACUAUGCAACUUUGUAGCUAAAGAACAAAAUAAAAAUAAUAAUUAUUUUAAUUUAUUGAAGCGUGUUUUUAGGCGCUUAAGAGUAGUUGGCACGAGUAAAAACUGCAAAACAUUGAAGCUGAAAACAGCUGUACCUACAACGAAUUGACUAACUGUAUUAGAAUAGUUACAAAAAUUCCAGCAGCUACAUUUCAAGAUGCAGUUUGUUUGAUUGAUUGCUAUAUGAAAAAAGUUUUUGCGCGCAAAUUUUAUUAAGAAAAAAUUAUAAAUUUUUUAUUGCUGCUGUCAGAAGCAACCAGUUAAAAAGUUAACUACUUUUAAGAGGCAAGACCCUUAUACAUAAAUAUACUUAUGCAUACAAGCAUAGAUACAAUCACUGGAGUACUGUAUUCCAUUUAGGAAGACGGCAAAAAGCGCAAUGGCUUGUGUAAAAAAAGUAGAUUUGUUUCUUUAUUUUUUUUCUUAGUUGUAAACAGCAAAAAAAAGAAGAGACAUUGCAAUUUUGUUUUGUCCUUAUUUCAACAAAAAUUUUGGUUGGAUAUUCGCUAUUUUUGAUCUGCACUUGCACAUAAAUAGAUACGUAUGAAUAUUUGAAUUUGGUGUGAAUAGCAGCUAUUGAAGCGGUUCAAGUUCUCGAAGAUGUCUUCUCGUGCUCUAAAGAAACUGCAAGGUGGCACCGAAAAGAAUUCAAUAAUUGACGCUAAAAAUGACAUCGAUGAUAACCAACUCAGCGACGAUGAUGAUGAAUUCGACGACAGCCCCUCGGAAAAUAUU